UUCUCUCUUUUUAUCAGUUCUUCGAGAUGAUUUCCGACAGAACCCUGUGGACGUGAUGGUGGCGGCGGGCGAGCCAGCGGUCAUGGAGUGCCAGCCGCCCCGUGGACACCCAGAACCCACCAUUUCCUGGAAGAAAGAUGGAGUCACCAUCGACGACAGAGAUGAGAGGAUAACGAUACGAGGAGGAAAACUGAUGAUUACCAACACCCGCAAAACGGAUGCAGGGAAGUACGUGUGCGUGGGAACCAACAUGAUGGGGGAACGAGAGAGCGAGAUUGCAGAGUUGACUGUUCUUGAGAGGCCCAGCUUCUUGCGAAAGCCGAGCAGCCAGUCUGUCCUGGUGGACCAGAGUGUUGAGUUCAGAUGUGAAGCUCAAGGAGACCCCGUGCCCACCAUCCGCUGGAGGAAAGAGGACGGAGAUCUACCCAAGGGACGGCAUGAGAUCUGGGAGGACCACACUCUCAAGCUGAAGAGACUGACUUCAGGAGACGCCGGUACUUACACCUGUCAGGCGGAGAACAUGAUGGGGAAGACGGAGGCCAGCGCCACCCUCACCGUCCACGUUCCUCCUGUGUUUGUGGUGCGACCCAGGAAUCAAGUAGCCGGGAUGGGCCGCACCGUGACCUUUCAGUGCGAAGCCACGGGAAGUCCUCAGCCUGCUAUAUUUUGGCAGAAAGAAGGCAGUCAGAACCUCCUGUUCUCCUCUCAACCUCCUCCUCCGUCCAGUCGUUUCUCUGUCUCUCAGACGGGCGAUCUGACCAUCACGGCGGUGGAGCGUUCGGACGGAGGCUACUACAGCUGUCAGGCUCUGAACAUCGCUGGCAGUGUGAUCACCAAAGCCCUGCUGGAGGUUACAGAUGUGAUCUCAGACAGACCUCCACCCAUCGUCCGCCAGGGUCCCACCAACCAGACCGUGGCUGUGGACGGGACGGUGGUCCUGGGGUGCCAAGCCACCGGCACGCCGUCUCCCACCAUCCUGUGGAGGAAAGACGGGGUCCUGGUGUCCACCCAUGAUUCUCGACUCAAACAACUCGACACGGGAGCCCUGCAGAUCCGUUACGCUAAGCUGGGAGACACUGGCACGUACACCUGCACCGCGUCCACCCCCAGCGGAGAGGCAUCGUGGAAGGCUUACCUGGAGGUGCAAGAGUUCGGCUCUCCGGUUCAGCCCGGCCGACCCACAGAUCCAAACCUCAUCCCCAGCGCCCCUUCCAAACCAGAGGUCACAGACGUCAGCCGCACCUCAGUGUCUCUGUCCUGGAAGCCCAACCUGAACACUGGAGCCACGCCCACCUCUUAUGUGAUAGAGGCCUUCAGCCAUGCGGCGGGCAGCAGCUGGCAGACGCUCGCGGAUCACGUGAAGACCGAGAGCUUCGUCCUGAAGAACCUGAAGCCCAGCGCCGUCUACCUGUUCCUGGUGAGAGCGGCCAAUGCGUACGGCCUGAGCGACCCCAGCCCCAUCAGCGACGCGGUCAAAACACAAGACGUCCCACCAACCAGUCAGGGAGUGGAGCAUGGCCAGAUCCAGAGGGAACUAGGAGAUGUUGUCAUUCACCUCCACAAUCCCACAAUUCUCUCAUCGUCCUCCGUCAGAGUCCAGUGGACUGUGGAGCAGCAGUCUCAGUACAUCCAGGGCUAUAAGGUGAUGUACCGGCCGUCCCCGGAGGGCGCUCAGCAGCGUGUGGAAUGGGCCAUGUUUGAGGUUCGAACCCUGGGGGAGCACAGCGCAGUCGUCACCCAGCUCAAGAAGGGCGUGACCUAUGAGUUCAAAGUUCGACCUUUCUUCAACGAGUUCCAAGGCACCGACAGCGACAUCAAAGUGGGCAAGACCCUCGAGGAAGCGCCCAGUGCCGGUCCCCGGGGGGUCACUGUAACAGGAAGCGGAGACAACGGCACAGCGAUCCUGGUAUCCUGGCAACCGCCCCCAGAGGAGGAGCAGAACGGCCUGGUGCAGGAGUAUAAGAUCUGGUGUCUUGGUAACGAAAGCCGAUACCACAUCAACCGCACUGUGGACGGUUCUACACACUCGCUUCUGAUUCCCGGCCUGGUCGCAGGGGUCACGUACAGGGUGGAGGUGGCAGCCAGCACCGGGGCCGGUCCCGGGGUCAAGAGCGAGGCCACGUCCUUCCAGCUGGACUCGUCGGGUCGUGUUCUUCCUCCGCCGCUGGACGAUGAGAACACGAUUUCUCAGCAGAUCUCGGACGUGGUCCGCCAGCCGGCCUUCAUCGCGGGCAUCGGCGCGGCCUGCUGGAUCAUCCUCAUGGUGUUCAGCAUCUGGCUCUACCGGCACCGGAAGAAGAGGAACGGCCUGAGCAGCAGCUACGCCGGCAUCCGUAAAGUGCCCUCCUUCACCUUCACCCCCACAGUGGCCUAUCAGAGAGGAGGAGAGGCCGUCAGCAGUGCGGGAAGGCCGGGUUUAUUGAAUAUAGGUGAACCGGCAACCCAGCCCUGGCUUGCGGACACCUGGCCCAACAGCUGCUCCAAUCAAAACGAUUGCACCAUCAACUGCUGCACCGGGAGCAACGGAAACAGCGACAGCAACCUGGCCACCUACAGCCGCCCAGCUGACUGCAUUGCCAACUACAGCAACCAAAUGGACAACAAGGCCAGCAAUCUGCUGGCUCCAGACACAGGCCUUUACAGCGACGUGGACCUCUCCAACAAGAUCAACGAGAUGAAGACCUUCAACAGCCCCAACCUGAAGGACGGCCGUUUCGUGGGACCCGGUGGUCAGCCCACGCCCUAUGCCACCACCCAGCUCAUCCAGUCCAGCCUGGCCAACAACAACAUGAACAGCAGUAGCUGCGGAAGUGGAGGAGGAAGUGCCGACUUUAACGAGAAGCAGAGCUGGAAGAGCAGCCAGGGAACGCCUCAGAAACAGGCCGACAUCAACACACCACUGCAGUAUAACGUCAUGGAACAAAACAAACUCAACAAGGACCACUACCGAGGUGAGGGUCCCAUCUCAGUCACCAUCCCCUAUAACCAGGCCCAGGACGCCCUCACAGGAGGAACCUACAGCAGCUCGGAUAGGGGAAGCAGCACCUCUGGAAGUCAAGGGCAGAAAAAAGGUGGGCGAACAACUAAACAGGCCAAACAGAACACAAUGAAUUGGACCGAACUGUUGCCGCCGCCUCCGGUUAAUCCUCCACCAUGUCAGGAAUACACACUCUCGAUGGACGACAGUUAUGACACAGACCUGCAGUGCCCUUUGCCACCAUCUCGGAUGUAUCUGCAGCCUGACGAACUUGAAGAGGAGGAGGAGGAGGUGGAGCUGGAGCGCGGACCUACGCCUCCUGUACGGGGAGCGGCUUCCUCCCCUGCAGCCGUGUCCUACAGUCACCAGUCCACCGCGACCCUCACCCCGUCCCCUCAGGAGGAGAUGCAUCCCAUGCUGCACGACAACCCUGACCUACAUGAGCGCAGGCGACUCUUGGUGAGCCCACCCCCUCCACCGCGCCCUCUCUCCCCGCCGCACACGUACGGCUACAUCUCCAGCCCCCUGGGCCUGGACACGGAUGGCCUGGAGGAAGAUGAGGACGAGGAAGAGGGUGACGAGACGGAUGCAGAGGUGGCUCGAGUCCACCAGCACCACAGCCACCCUCACCAGCAGCACUUGCCCCAGCAGAGGGCUCUCCUGCGGGGCCUGGAACAGACCCCGGCCUCCAGCACCUGCGACCUGGAGAGCUCGGUCACCGGGUCUAUGAUCAACGGCUGGGGCUCGGCUUCAGAGGAGGACAACGCCUCGUCGGGUCGCUCCAGCGCCGUCAGCUCGUCGGACGGAUCUUUCUUUACCGAUGCCGAUUUCGCUCAGGCCGUGGCAGCUGCGGCCGAAUAUGCUGGUCUACGAGUGGCAAAGCAUCCUGGGAAAGGCCACCAUCAGCUUCCAGUGUCUGGAGCAGCACGGAAAUACCAAAACCUCCCUGCGGGACACCGUCCAGGCAGCCCAGUGUCCACAGACAGUAACGUUAGCGCAGCCCCGGGUCAGAGGAGGCCCCUAAAGAGGCAAAAACAACAUCCAGCUGCUCAGACAGGCUACCAGCGGCGAGAGGCCUACACAGAGGAUCUUCCACCUCCUCCGAUUCCUCCCCCAGCCAUGCUGAAAUCUCCAACACACCCGGCCAAAACUAUCCCGGACGGACCACGGGGGGCUAUGUCACCCAGAUCCAAUUCUGCUGAUGGCAAAGACAAGCGAACGGGUCCGGGCGGACCCAGGCCCCGGGAUGGCUCGGACACCCGGACCAGCUCUUCAGAACGGCGGGAGGGCCAAGAUAUGCAGAGGGGUCAAAGAACGGGGAAAAGCAGCAAACAAGAUGCCAGUGCAGCCCAGAAGAGCCGCCACCACCCAGGUACUGCACUACAUUCCUGUUGUCUCACAUUAAAUCCUACAAUAAAUAAUGGUCAAGUUACCUACCUUUUUCAUUAUCUUGUCUCUUUCUGGCUCAGAGGACAUCCUACCUUAUAGUCGCCCAUCUUUCCCAGCCAUCCACAGUCCUCGUGGAGAGAGGGACCCCAGCUCCUCCAGUUCACUGUCCUCUCGGGGGUCCGGUGGACGGCGGAGAGGCGAGGGGGCUCCAGGGGCCCGCAGAAACCCUGUAGAUGUUGGGCUAAACACCACAGGAGCCUUCCAGAUAGAUGGGGAGGAGCUUGAGAUGGUGGAGAGCUGAAGAUAAAAAAAAUGGCUGUUUAAACGUCCUCAGCAACCAUCUUCAGUGCAGUUUGACCAUCUCGGUGGUAUCGGAAAACUACCGACCCAGAGUCACGUUUGGAAAACUGACCAACCAUUCUUCAUUUAUUUACCUUAAUUUCAAUGUGCAUUUAAAGAAGAAAAAAAAGACGGAAGAAAAAAAACAAACAAAACAAAAACGAAGGGUACAUUUGAGAGGGGGCUAAAGCAGUUUUGUUUUGAUUCCAAUGCAAUAUGGUGCGUCCGUAAGCUCCUGAAACUGAUUAUGGCUUUGUUCACCUUGGCGAGAAGGUUGUCAGUCAGCUGUUACUGUAAUGAAACUCCAGGCACAAAGGGACUGGCUGACAUGUACAUACACGUGUAUACAUAUCUAACUGUCUUUUAUAAUCCAUUGUGGUACAUUAAAUUUGUCUUCCUUGACUUAUUUGAAUAAUUUUAAAAAUUACGCCAGUUAAUAUAAUUUUUUUUUUAUAGCCGCCAUCCUGGUUGUAAAUUGUCAUAGUGUUUAAACUGCCCCAGGAAAAGUGCCACAUUUUGAGGGUUAUUGUUUGUUCGUUUUUGUUUUUUGUAAUGCACUGUUAUUCUUUUGUCAUUGUUGAUGUUUGUUGUUCUAUGUUUGACUUUGGUUUUAAAAGCACAAUCACUAAACUUUAUUUUGAACCAUGUUAUUGAUUAACCUUUUUGUCUUACGCGAGGGGUGCGCGGACGGUACGACAAAAGGCCUUGUUAAACCUGUCGAUGUAGGGUUAUGAAAAAAAAAAAAAAAAAAAGGAUAAGCUGUUUACAAACGAGUGAAUGAAUGGAAACGAAUCCCUGCAUCCUGACCUUCGGUGUCUUUUCCAGAUUCUCAUUCCAGCUCAAGAUAUCCUGCAAAAAUGAAAGAAAUAUACAGGAAUAAUGCAGGGAUGUUAUGUUUACGAAAGUAUUGCUCCACCUGUGCACUUUCGUUAUUCAAAAGAGAAAUCAUUUUUUUCGAUUUACAUAUGCACUUAACAGGAAGUGGGUGUCGGUUUGAGAAUCUGGGGUGGUCGUGAUUGGCUGGCCGAGGACCCGGCUCUCGUGGGUUGGUUGUGUCAGUCACGCUCUAAAAGGGGUGAGGAUGUGAGUGUUAAUUCAUUUGACAUCUGCAAGCAUUUGUUUCUUAAAACAAAAAAAGCAUUAAAAAAAAUGAAGAAAAAAAUAAAUCAAAAUACUGAAACUGA
Messenger RNA from Rhinichthys klamathensis goyatoka, 5889 nucleotides. RefSeq names its product roundabout, axon guidance receptor, homolog 1 (Drosophila) (gene robo1). Gene Ontology annotation, molecular function: protein binding; axon guidance receptor activity. NCBI's taxonomy places the organism in Eukaryota, Metazoa, Chordata, Actinopteri, Cypriniformes, Leuciscidae. The transcript is spliced from 26 exons. The record is from RefSeq and is a predicted model, not a curated record. Gene Ontology annotation, biological process: axon guidance; axon midline choice point recognition; Roundabout signaling pathway. Gene Ontology annotation, cellular component: neuron projection. The coding region runs from base 56 to 4465 and encodes 1469 amino acids.